UUUCGCAGUUCACACACUCGCUUUCAGAUUGCGCCUUCAAGUUCAAGGUAAGGAAUACGUGUACACGUUGUCAGUGAUGGGAAAUCCCCCGUAUUGGUUGCAUUUUUUGCGGCGCUCACUGUAGGCAGAGGCACUAGUGAAGAAGCAUACAUUUAGGCGUUCGCAAUAUUGCACACAACACUUACAGCAUCGUCAGUUGAUGUAAAUCAAUAGAGACAUAAUCGCAUGUUUCACACGCACGAUUGACGCAGCAUCGGCGACAGACUGGCGCCGCCGCUUGCUGUGAUGCUGUUCGUUUUCCUUGCUGCUUCAGGAUUCAAACGUCGUCGGUUUCGUCAUCGUGUCUGCCGUUGCUGAGAUGCCACCGAAGCUGGAAAUCAUUAUCACCAACAGUACCGAUGGGAUUUUCUAUCCUGGCCAGGAAGUGAUUGGGGACGUGAUUGUAACUUUACGGAAAAGUUAUAACGUUUCAAAAUUGAAGCUUACAAUUAUUGGAGUCGGCAAAGCAAAAUGGUACGAGCGGCAAGGCCGCGGAUCGAUUGCCUACAAAGGAAAAGAACGAUACUUGUACUCAGAGUUGGUGCUCUUCCAAGCUGACGAAAAGUACAAAGAGGUCCCAACCGGAACCUACAGUCAUGGUUUUGCGUGUGUUCUGCCGGACACGCUGCCGGCCUCGUUCGAAGGUAAACGUGGUCAUGUUAGGUACUGGUUAAAGGCAACCCUAGAACGUCCCUGGAGGCAGUCGAAGAUUUAUUCGCUUAAUUUCCAGCUCGUUCGGCAGCUAGAUCUGAACAAUGAAAUUCUUAUGCCGGUGAGAUCCGAACUAACCAAAUCCCUCGGUUACUGGCCAUGCGUUCCUAGCGGAGUACUGUACGCCUCUGUAGAACUACCCACGUCGGGGUUUGUUCCGGGACAAUUUAUCCCGGCGGUGAUCCAAGUAAACAACAAGGGGGGCAAUAAAAUUACCCAAAUCGUCACCAUGCUGGUACAGAAAAUUUCCUACAACGCCCGACGACCGAAAGUACACCAGAAAGUCAAACGGGUGGUCGUGUGCAAAAGUGUUACCCCGGAAAUAACCCUCCCAGAAGGAGGAGUACUCGCGGCGGAGAACUUACAAGUACCUUGGGUGCUUCCGACUAGCAGCUAUUCACGUGUGGUAGAAAUCGGCUACGAACUGGUGGUCGAGUUCGAAAUCGACACUUGCUUCUUCAACGCCAACCAGAGCGUUCGUGUCCCGGUGGUAAUAGGGGUUAUACCGGCGCGUGAUGCCGAUACGGUGGAAAAUAAUGCUCUCCGAGUGUGGACACGAUUUGCAUGGGCAAAGGCAGCGAACCGGGUGUUGCUCCCGACAGGACGGUGCAGACGGAGCAGAAUGCGCAUCAAAGUGGAAGUUAUCCUCACCAGUGGCUCCGACGGAGUGUUUUAUCCUGGCCAGGAAGUAAUUGGCGAGGUGAUUGUAGGAUUGACCAAAACGAUUAAGGUUUCACGGGUGAAAUUAGUGAUUUGCGGCUUGGGGCUGACGGAGUGGAGUGAGGUUGAUGGGAGAAGUGCAAGGUUCCUGACUUUGGAGCAGUUCUUUUUCCAGGCAAACGACACAUCAUCCAGUAUUACCUACAAUGGCAAGGAACGGUACAUGUGCUCGGAACUCGUACUUUGUCAGCCUAAUGACUUUAUGACGGCCGGUGGUUACUCAUACGGAUUCGCUUGUCCGCUUCCGGUUACACUGCCUGCUUCUUUCGAAGGUAACGAUGGUUCCAUCCGGUACUCUCUAACGGCCAUCUUGGAAAGGCCUUGGAAACGUUCAAAAUCACAUUCUCUCGACUUUCAAGUCACGCGUCAACUGAGUCUAAACGAUGAUCAGCUGGUGCCGUUAAAGGCAAACUAUACCAAAACACUUGGAUGCUGGCCUUGCCUUGCUAAUGGUUCUCUGUCCAUGUCAGUGCAGCUACCAACCAACGGAUAUGUUCCCGGGCAGAUAAUUCCGGCGCAAAUCAUUGUGAGCAGCCGAAGAAACAUCAAAAUUCGCAAGGUCAUAACAACAUUACGCCAACAGACGACGUACAGUGCACACACGCCCAAACGGCGCCAACGGAUCGAGAGCACUAUCAUCUGUCAGAACGUUUCACCGGGGAUCACACUUCCGGAGGGGGGUGUCCUGGCCGAGGAUAACUUGCAAGUGCCUUGCAUGUUGCCGUCCACCAGUAGCAACCAUUCUAAGCUCAUCAAAGUGGCCUACGAGCUUAGGGUAACCAUGGAAAUAGACUCGUAUUUUCUACAGAAUCCUGGCAUAACACUAACAAUUCCGAUCCUAAUCGGAACACUAACAGAGCGGGAUGCUGCCGAUCUAUCAGAUAAUGAGUCUGUUCACGUUUGGUCCCUAAAGUCGGAGAACUCCAAAGAAGAUUUACAUUACUAAUUCUGCAAUGAAAAUUGUUCGUAAUCUUUCAGAGUUCUUUUGUUGUUAUUUUUAAAUAACAUUUUGUAACAAAUUCAAUUCGCCAGUAACAAUAAAUAAAACAUUUAAGCGAUUCUUCUUUGAUAAAAAAAAACAUCAUUUAUGUUAAGAUCUUUAACAU
This is a messenger RNA of Wyeomyia smithii (pitcher-plant mosquito), 2576 nucleotides long. RefSeq lists its product as uncharacterized. Lineage: Eukaryota; Metazoa; Arthropoda; Insecta; Diptera; Culicidae. Bases 359 to 2416 code for a protein of 685 amino acids. The transcript has 6 exons. The record is from RefSeq and is a predicted model, not a curated record. Gene Ontology annotation, biological process: protein transport. Gene Ontology annotation, cellular component: cytoplasm.